Molecule: messenger RNA, 768 nt
Organism: Aspergillus wentii DTO 134E9
Lineage: Eukaryota; Fungi; Ascomycota; Eurotiomycetes; Eurotiales; Aspergillaceae
Product: SDR family NAD(P)-dependent oxidoreductase
Exons: 2
Coding region: 1-768 (255 amino acids)
Molecular function (GO): oxidoreductase activity
Source: RefSeq, a predicted model, not a curated record
AUGACCGCCCAGUUCCACUCUCUCCAAGACAAAGUCGCCAUCGUCACGGGUAGCUCCCGUGGUAUUGGUGCCGGUAUAGCCUAUGAACUCGCCCGACGGGGGGCAAAGGUAGCAAUUACAUACACCACCUCCAACAGCACAAAACAAGCACACCACCUCAUCCAACAAAUCCAAUCCCUUUCUACAUCUGCAAUAGCCAUAAAAGCCGACCUACGCAACCCCUCAUCCGCCACGCAAAUCGUCCACGAAACAACCCACGCAUUCGGUCCUCACAUUGACAUCCUCGUUAACAACGCCGCUGUCGAACUGGUAAAGCCUAUCCCCGACAUCGAAGGCUCCGAUUUCGACUACGUCUUUGAGCUGAACGUUCGCGCGCCCGCGCUUAUGGUGCAGGCUGUGCUGCCGUAUCUCCGCGCGCCGGGUCGGAUCAUCAAUAUUGGUUCUGUGGCUGCGAGGUGCGGGUUUGCGCGCAUGUCGGUGUACUGUGCGUCUAAGGCUGCGCUUGAGGGGUUGACGAGGUCUUGGGCGGCGGAGUUGGGGAUGGCCGGGCAUACGGUGAAUCAGGUGAAUCCUGGGCCGACGGCGACGGAGAUGUUGGAGAAUAUUCCGGGGGAGAUAGUGGAUAUGCAAAAGGCGCAGACGCCGGUGGAGAGGCGGAUUGGGAGGGUGGAUGAUGUUGCGCAGGUGGUGGGUUGGUUGGGGAGUGAGGAGAGUCGGUGGAUUACGGGGCAGGUUGUUGCGGCUACGGGGGGGUGGGCGAUGUAUUAG